Messenger RNA from Prunus armeniaca (apricot), 510 nucleotides. Lineage: Eukaryota; Viridiplantae; Streptophyta; Magnoliopsida; Rosales; Rosaceae. The record is from the annotation of a GenBank genome assembly.
AUGAUGUGCGGACAACUCAAAAUAGUGGAGUUUAUUUACUUCACUACUAUGCAAGUUGCUAGUUCCAAGGAUAAAAACCCAAUUCCUCUCAAAUAUGGGUUUCUAUGGUGUUCAUUCAAGAAAUUUACCCUUGACUACCAAAAGUUUACAAUCCCAGUCUUUAGGUGUGAUUGGAUUGAUAAUACUUCUGGUCUUGUAGUGGACGAACUUGGAUUUACCCUUGUAGAUUUGAGUAAAAUUGGACAUAGGAAUGACCAAUUUGUUUUGGCUUCUCAAGUCAAACAAGUAUUUUUUGUUGACGACCCGAUGCAUCGUGGUUGGUCGGUAGUGUUAUCAAUGCCUAAUAGAGAAUAUAAUGAUGUUAUUGGUGAUGAUGUCUUAGGUGAUGUGAGAAUUGAGUGUGAGCCAUUUACUAGGGGGAUGCCAAAUGUUGACACAUUUGAUGAAGUGGUGGUUGAGUUAGGGAGUCAAAAUAUUCGAGAUGGGUGUGAAGAUAUAUGGGUUGAAUGA